This is a messenger RNA of Canis lupus familiaris (dog), 1106 nucleotides long. RefSeq names its product succinate dehydrogenase complex assembly factor 1 (gene SDHAF1). The transcript has a single exon. NCBI's taxonomy places the organism in Eukaryota, Metazoa, Chordata, Mammalia, Carnivora, Canidae. Gene Ontology annotation, cellular component: mitochondrion. The record is from RefSeq and is a predicted model, not a curated record. Gene Ontology annotation, biological process: mitochondrial respiratory chain complex II assembly. Bases 95 to 451 code for a protein of 118 amino acids.
GCCUGUUGCCGGGCUCGGCCGUUAGGCCCGGGGGCGUCGCUGGGCCGCUGCUCGCGGGGCGUCGCCUGCGGGCGCCCGCGGCCCCGCCGCUACCAUGAGCCGGCCCAGCCGCCUGCAGAGGCAAGUUUUGAGCUUGUACCGCGAGCUGCUGCGCGCUGGGCGGGGGAAGCCGGGCGCCGAGGCGCGAGUGCGGGCCGAGUUCCGGCAGCACGCCUCGUUGCCACGCUCCGACGUGCUGCGGAUCGAGUACCUGUACCGCCGCGGGCGGCGCCAGCUGCAGCUGCUACGCUCGGGCCACGCCAAGGCCAUGGGUGCCUUCGUGCGCCCGCAGGGGCCACCCGAGGAGUCCAGCGGCGCGGGGGCCUCGGGAGCCCAGCCUGACGAUGGUGGUGGUCUGAGAAGCCCCCUCGACAGCAUGGGGUCACCAGAGACCCCUCCCGAUGGGCGGUGACAGGCCGAGGAGCUCACCCGGUAGCACAGGGGAAGCGGGGGCCCUCCUGACUGCGUGGGGGGACCAGGGAACCCACUUGCUGGAAGGGGAGAUGUCUUGAGAAGACCAGCUCGAUGGAUUGGGUGAAUUGGAGAGCCCUCCUCGGGACGUGAGGUCCUAGAGACCCCGAUGAUGGAUGCUGAGAGGUGCCUGACCUUGCCCGAUCCAUGAUAACGGGUCGAACUCUCCCCGUGAGGGUUUGGGGCGGCUUGGUUGCCGGCUGGCUGAGCUGUGUCAAGCUGAGAGCUACUUAACCCUAAAGCAUGGGGAACCAGGACGCCCGCCGUCAGACAGAAGACGCCCUUCUCCUGACCCCGGGCCCCCCUCUCUUGUGUUUAACUCUGAAAAGAGCAGACUUUUUGCCGAGAACUUUGAGAAGAUACCCUGAUGGAUGGUGAGAAGCCCCGAAUCCCCCUUUGGAAAACUUUCUUCCCAUUAAUUGAGGCAGUCUAGGACCUGGGAGGAAGGGGCUGGGGUAUCUUAGCUCCUCUGAUCAACUAAUGACCCCUCAAGACCUGUACUCGAUAGUUCUAAUGGGGAACGCUGACUCCUGCACCCUUCUUCCAGGACUGUUGGACAAAAAGAAUAAAAUUGGGGAUGUGAUUACUUCCCUGUU